Ostrea edulis (European flat oyster) is the source of this 3727-nucleotide messenger RNA. Its product is annotated as casein kinase I-like. NCBI's taxonomy places the organism in Eukaryota, Metazoa, Mollusca, Bivalvia, Ostreida, Ostreidae. Bases 441 to 1721 code for a protein of 426 amino acids. Gene Ontology annotation, molecular function: ATP binding; protein serine/threonine kinase activity. Gene Ontology annotation, cellular component: cytoplasm; nucleus. The record is from RefSeq and is a predicted model, not a curated record. Gene Ontology annotation, biological process: peptidyl-serine phosphorylation; signal transduction; endocytosis. The transcript has 9 exons.
AUUGUUUUGACGUCAUGUUGAAGAAAACGUCCCAAGUACUGUGUAUUGCGUUAUUUUUUCAUUCAUUUCAUGCGAAUAUUCACGUAUCUCGCUACAGGUUUAACAGGAUAUUUGAAACAACAAAUAUGUUCAUUUUUACGAUUAAACAUUUUUAAAACAAAUUAGUUUGAACAAAUAGUCAAAAGAGAUUAGUGGGCGUGUCCAUCGUGAACCUUUUUUGGAAUUUUAUGCACAGAUAGGAAGUGUACUAGGCGCCUGCGUAAACGUCAUCGGCAACCAAUAUCGAAGUAAAUAAUGGCGGAGGAUAAAUGAUAAGCCUCGACAAUCAGCGGCAAUCCGUCCCUUUUUGCUGUCCAAAUGGCGUUAAUUACGAUUUGAAAAGAAAGAUUAUUUAUAUUGUGAGCCACUGAAACUGUUUGGAAGGAACUCUCAAGUACAAGAUGGAAUUAAGGGUCGGAAACAAAUACAGACUUGGGAGGAAAAUCGGCAGUGGCUCGUUUGGUGACAUUUAUUUGGGAACUGAUAUAUCCAACGGAGAGGAAGUGGCCAUUAAAUUGGAAUGUGUAAAGACGAAGCACCCACAGCUCCACAUAGAGAGCAAGAUCUACAAAAUGAUGCAGGGAGGAGUUGGUAUCCCCACGAUAAAGUGGUGUGGGGCAGAGGGGGACUACAAUGUGAUGGUUAUGGAGCUCCUUGGCCCCAGCCUGGAGGAUCUCUUUAACUUCUGUUCUCGGAAGUUCAGUCUGAAAACAGUCCUGUUGCUAGCAGAUCAGCUGAUAAGUAGAAUAGAAUACAUACACUCCAAAAAUUUCAUCCAUCGAGACGUGAAACCAGACAACUUUCUGAUGGGACUGGGAAAGAAAGGCAAUCUGGUGUAUAUUAUUGACUUUGGACUUGCCAAAAAAUACCGAGAUGCCCGAACUCAUCAACAUAUUCCAUACCGAGAAAAUAAGAAUCUCACAGGGACUGCACGAUAUGCCAGCAUUAACACACAUCUGGGAAUAGAACAAAGUAGACGCGACGACAUGGAAUCGCUGGGAUACGUGUUCAUGUAUUUCCUGAGAGGAAGUCUACCAUGGCAGGGACUAAAGGCAGCAACUAAACGUCAGAAAUACGAGCGAAUCAGCGAGAAAAAAAUGUCCACUCCUAUUGAGGAGCUGUGUAAAGGAUUCCCUUCGGAGUUUGCCACUUACCUAAACUUUUGCCGAUCCCUGAGGUUUGACGACAAACCAGAUUAUUCGUACCUUCGACAGCUAUUUCGGAAUCUCUUCCACAGACAGGGUUUUACAUAUGACUAUGUAUUUGACUGGAACAUGCUCAAAUUUGGUGGGCGUAACAGCGAUGAUGCAGACCGUGGUAAAGUGAGUUCCUCGGCCAGGCCUCUCCACGGAACUGCUGCUGGCAGUCGAAUGAGAGGAGAGCAAAUCCCUCCCACAACCACACCCCCAGGAGACUACAAUAAUGCCACACGGGGUUCACGCACCAGGGACCGCUUACCGACCCGCCUCUCCCUGUCAACGCGGGGUCCUGAGGCGGCGGAAGGGAACUCUGACCCCAAGGCCAGUGAGAGUAGACUAGCCACCCCUUCAUCUGGUGGGAGAAUCAGUUUCAAAGGUUCAGGAUUACCGAUUCCUGUGGGGAACCCAACUGACAGUGCCAAGCUCAGACGUAUCAUGCAGGAAACCCGACCCCAUAGUGUUCAGUUAAAACACAAACCAUAGCCAGUUUAUUUACAUCUGUGUUGUGUCAGAUAGGCAACUGUUAGUGUUCAGUUAAAACACAAACCAUAGCCAGUUUAUUUACAUCUGUGUUGUGUCAGAUAGGCAACUGUUCUUGACCUGGGACUGUGUAUAUGCUUGUUACAAAUGACUUGUUAUGCUUCACUUUGUUAUGUUUCCAGGGAGGAGAAAAAAUAUGUAUUAUUGUAUUUUGUUAUUUAUAUGAAAAACGAUUCAUUUAUUUUGUGUUCAAUUUGUGUAAAAGUGUGCGUUAGGGAUAUGCAAUAUAUGUUGGCGUUGAUUGAAAUUUGCAAUAUUUGUGAUUGGAGAGAGAGGUGUGUACACAAUAUACAGGUGUUAUUCUAGUUUAAGUGCAAUAUUGUUGACUACUAUUUGUAUAGAAGAGAGGUUUUAUAUUACACUUGUGUAAACUGGACAAGGUUGUAUGUAGAAACUUUCGUAGACGUUUGUUUAUUCUGAUACUAGUAUCAAAGUGCUUUCUUAAAUAUUAAUGUUAGUUUUGUACAUUUUAAUCAUAGCUGAAUCUCCGAGACCUAUAUCUCGGGAGCGAGAACGACGAACGAGUACACGCCUUCAUCGUGGAAUCCCAACAGGUACCGAGAUUGUGAGAGACGGAACUCGCAUAUCAACAGCACCGAUGCAGCCGGGGAUGGUGACAAAUUCAGCCAUGCGGAGAGGAAGUGCCUCCAAGGAUGGUGACAACCCAAGAGCCGGCUCCUCCAGACACAAUCGAAAGUGAGGAGGUUUCCAAAAUUUGUAUGAGGUGUCUAUAAACAAAUCCUAUCAAAUCAGGAAAUGUCUGUCACGAUUAUGUGCCAACUUCAACCGAAACAGUGAUACGAGCGUGGAAGAUGUGUGUGUGUGUGGAAAAUGGUUGAGAUACUCGUCCCAUUAAACCGAGAUGACAAAAUUACAAGCAUGCCAGAGAGGUUUUAGCUGUGACAAGUGUGCAAGGUGUAGAUCUCAAUAACAUACCUUAUAGCACAGUAGGUCUUCGCUGGAUUAUGUGUAUUGACUUAAUGCUGGAAUUUUGCUCUUUAAUAUCUCAUAGCUUAUAUGAAUGAGCUACAAUUUUUUUUUCUAAAAACAUGCUGAUUUCUCAUUGUUUGUGCAUUGUAAAUUAAAUCAUCUUGUGUAUGAUGUUUUGUGUAUAUAGACAAGUUUGAAGAGCAUUUGUGAAAUACAUGAAUCUUAUUGCAUACUAAUGCUGUACAUAUCUCAUUUUAGCUGGGUAAUGUUUUGAAUCUGUGUGACCAUUUGUAAGUGAUAGAUUUUUCUAUGUACAGAGAGUUUGUAGGACCAAAGAAUGUUGUAUUGUGAUAUCUGUCAAUUUAUUCACAUCCCCCAUCAAAGCUUCAGCAGUAUUUCUUUGUGGUUGAAAAUCUUUUUUAUUUAAAAUGAUCUGUAAAGAUAUGUUUUAUGUGAAAAUUUACAAUUUUUAAAAAAAUGUAUGUGUGACACAUUUGAUGAACUAUUUAAAUAAAACAUUUUGAAAUUAGAAGAUGAAACCAUUUAAUACCAUGUAGGUUCAAGCAAUAGAUUUUACUAUUUUAAAAUUGUGUAAUGACCACAUGCUUCUUUUUAGUGAAUCCAUUGUUCAGUUUCUUAAUGUACGUAGAUAUUGACAAUAGUUGUAAUCAUGGGCCCAAUUGCACGCAGAUGAGUUAAGUUUAACUAAGUUAGACAGUUAACGCUAUAUAAAUGCAAGAGUUAAUGGGAAGUUAAAUGUCUGUUAAAGUUAACUAACCAUCAUGCAAUGGUCUCCUAAAUACGUACAUUCUACAAAUCAGAGAGAAAAGGUGUCCUUGAAAGAAAGAAAAAGAUUAUAAAAUAUUAGAGUAUAUCACUGACUACAAUAAUUCAUACAAGUGUAACUGAAUGAGUGAAUGUUUUUAAUAAAUGAUAAAUUUUUAAAUGAUAUUGUUUUAAAUGCAUAUUUAAUGGUCAAUAUUGUUGACUUGUCAUCUUAAUAAAAUAAUUAUAAUAAA